AUGGCUCGCUUCGAAGACGAUCUCCCGACCCGGUAUGGAGGCGGUGGCUCCCCAGCGGGUCAAGGCAGAGGGGCAAGCCGGCAGCCUGGCCCCCCGGGCGGACAGAGAGUGUAUAAGCAAACAAUGGCCCAAAGAGCCAGGACAAUGGCCAUAUACAACCCGAUACCAGUCAAACAGAACUGCUUCACAGUCAACAGAUCCCUUUUCAUCUUUAGCGAAGAUAAUAUCAUUCGAAAAUAUGCAAAGAAAAUAACAGAGUGGCCUCCAUUUGAGUACUUGAUUCUCGCAACCAUCAUAGCAAACUGUAUUGUACUGGGCUUAGAACAGCAUUUACCAGCUUUAGACAAGACACCCAUGUCAAAGCGACUGGAUGACACAGAACCCUACUUCAUCGGAAUAUUUUGUUUCGAGGCUGGGAUCAAGAUCAUCGCUCUAGGCUUUGCUUUUCAUAAAGGCUCCUACCUCCGCAACGGGUGGAAUGUUAUGGAUUUUGUUGUAGUGUUGACAGGGAUUCUGACCGUAGUGGGGCCAGACUUCGAUUUGCGGACACUCAGGGCAGUGAGAGUGUUGCGGCCUCUCAAACUGGUGUCUGGAAUUCCCAGUCUCCAAGUUGUUCUGAAGUCCAUCAUGAAAGCGAUGGUACCUCUGCUUCAGAUAGGCCUUCUGCUCUUCUUUGCUAUCCUCAUGUUUGCCAUUAUUGGUCUAGACUUCUAUAUGGGCAAGUUCCACCGCACCUGCUUCAGAAUCGAUACCGGGGAACAGGCAGCCGAAUUCCCCUGUGGCUCAGAACCACCAGCGCUGACGUGUGAGAAUGGUACCAUUUGUCGGGAAUACUGGAUCGGUCCAAACUUCGGCAUUACUAACUUCGACAACAUCCUGUUUGCUGUGCUCACUGUCUUCCAGUGCAUUACUAUGGAGGGAUGGGUGGACAUCCUUUAUAAUGCCAACGAUGCCUCAGGGAACACAUGGAACUGGCUCUACUUCAUUCCGCUCAUCAUCAUCGGCUCUUUCUUCAUGCUCAAUCUGGUUCUGGGGGUGCUGUCAGGGGAGUUUGCAAAAGAGCGAGAGCGUGUGGAGAAAAGGCAGGAGUUCCUGAAGCUGCGCAGACAGCAGCAGAUCGAGAGAGAGCUGACAGGCUACCUGGAGUGGAUCUGCAAGGCAGAGGAAGUAAUGCUUGCUGAGGAAGAUAAGAAUGCAGAAGAGAAGGAGGAUGGUGCCUGGUAUAAGAGGAAAUGCAACAACCCAGUAUUGAAGAGGGCCAAGAAGAGCAAAAAUGACCUCAUCAAUGCAGAGGAGGGAGAAGACCACUUCACUGACAUCUCAUCAGUCGCUCCCCAGGGCUCUCCAUUCACCCGUGCGAGCGUGAAGAGUAGCAAGAAUGAGAGCUCAUCAUACUUUCGUAGAAAAGAGAAGAGGUUACGGUUCUUCAUCCGCCGUAUGGUGAAGGCCCAGAGCUUCUACUGGACUGUUCUGUGUAUAGUGGGACUGAACACACUGUGUGUGGCUAUAGUCCACUAUAAUCAGCCUGACUGGCUCACAUAUGCACUGUAUUUGGCGGAGUUUGUGUUCCUUGGACUGUUUUUAAUAGAGAUGAGUCUGAAGAUGUAUGGCCUUGGGCCCAGGACCUACUUUCACUCCUCAUUUAACUGCUUUGACUUUGGGGUUAUUGUGGGAAGCAUUUUUGAGGUGAUUUGGGCAGCAGUAAAACCAGGAGCCUCUUUUGGCAUCAGUGUGUUACGAGCAUUGCGUUUACUGAGGAUAUUCAAGGUUACAAAGUAUUGGAAUUCUUUGCGAAAUUUGGUGGUGUCUCUGCUCAACUCAAUGAAGUCCAUCAUCAGUCUCCUGUUCCUGCUCUUUCUCUUCAUCGUUGUGUUUGCUCUGCUGGGGAUGCAGCUCUUCGGAGGACAAUUCAAUUUUGAAGAUGAGACCCCGACUACCAACUUUGACACUUUCCCAGCUGCUAUUUUGACAGUGUUUCAGAUUCUGACAGGAGAGGACUGGAAUGCUGUGAUGUAUCAUGGAAUCGAGUCCCAGGGAGGAGUGCACAGAGGAAUGUUCUGCUCUGUGUACUUUAUUGUGCUCACGCUGUUUGGAAACUACACUCUCCUCAAUGUCUUUUUGGCCAUCGCUGUUGAUAAUCUUGCCAAUGCACAAGAACUCACCAAGGAUGCGGAAGAACAGGAAGAGGCCAUCAGUAAGAAACUGGCUCUACAGAAAGCCAUGGAGGUAAAGGAGGUCAGCCCCAUGUCGGCCGCUAACAUUUCCAUCACAGCUUUUUUAAGGCCAAAACCUGGUGCUCUUUCAUGCAGCUCCUCCAACUCCAGCUCUCAUUCACCUAAAGAGCAGCAGCGCUCCCUGAAGAUGAUGUCUGUGUGGGAGCAGCGCACCUCCCAAAUCCGCAAGCACAUGCAGGCCAGCAGCGAGGCGUUGUACGAAGAGGAGCUCAACCCUCGCUUGACCUCCAACCUUCUCCUUCGCCCUGACAUCACGACCCACUUGGACCGGCCUCUGGUAGUUGAACCUCGCAGUGAUGGCUCCAUCAGCCCUCACAGAGGCAGGGACAAGCCCCAGAAACUGCAAGGGGAUGCCGGCACGCAGGAUGAAAGAGAUCCUCCUAUGAUGGAACCCCUGCAGUCCCAUCCACCACGCAAGCACCACCGUCACAGGGAGCGGCCUUCUAAUGAGACCAAUGAGAAUGGAGACACAGUCCACGGCAAAGAGGGCAGACAUCACGUUCAUCACAGCCGCAGUAAAGAGCAUGAUGGGACACUCUGGAAGGAGGGGAAGAGUGACAGGAGCCGGAGCCGAGAGGGGGGCCGCAGACACCACCACCAGAGCUCAGUGGAUGAGGGUGGAGAGAGAGAACAUCAGCACCAUCACUCCCACAGACACAACAAGGAGGGAAACGGAGUGGUCAGUGCUGGGGGGAAGAGUGAAAGGAGGUCCAGGCAUAAGGAGGGCUCACAUUCAGGAACAAGAGAGGAGGAGAGGUGCUCCAGAGGGGAGAAUGGAGGUAACGGAGGGAGGAGGCGGCACAGGCUGCGUACCAGUAAAGCUCAGUCCACACUGGAGGGAGAGGAGCAACUAGGGAAUGGAGAGAAUGAGGAGGGCAAAUCACACAGCCACAGAUGUGAAAGUGAGAAACCAGAAGACUCUGACAACAAGAGGAACGCUGGUCAGACUGGAGGAAUGAGCACACACAUUCCUGUGACCGUCACAUCUCCUCCAGGAGAGACGACCCUCAUACCCAUGAACAGUAUAGACAGCGAGACAGUGCCUAUGACUGAGAAGAAUCUGGAGGAUCUGAACCAGAGCAGCCCUCGUCCCAUCCUACCUUUCAGCUCAAUGUUCAUCUUCAGCCCAACCAAUCCGGUGAGGCGUCUGUGCCACUACAUUGUAAGUCUACGUUACUUUGAGAUGUGUAUCCUGGUGGUUAUUGCCAUGAGCAGUAUAGCCCUGGCUGCUGAGGACCCAGUCCAAGCCAAUGCCCCUCGUAACAACGUGCUGAAGUAUUUGGACUAUGUCUUCACUGGUGUUUUCACAUUUGAGAUGGUCAUUAAGAUGGUGGAUUUAGGUUUAUUACUGCAUCCCAGUUCGUACUUCAGAGAUCUAUGGAAUAUUCUGGACUUCAUUGUGGUCAGCGGUGCACUUGUGGCAUUUGCAUUCUCAGGGACAAAGGGCAAAGACAUCAGCACCAUUAAGUCCCUGAGGGUGUUGAGAGUAUUACGGCCUCUGAAGACCAUUAAACGUCUACCAAAACUGAAGGCUGUGUUCGACUGUGUGGUGAACUCCUUGAAGAACGUGCUAAAUAUCCUCAUUGUCUACAUCCUGUUCAUGUUCAUCUUCGCUGUCAUUGCUGUGCAGCUCUUCAAGGGCAAGUUUUUCUUCUGCACAGAUGAGUCCAAGUCCCUGGAUAAAGACUGCAGAGGGCUGUUCUUAGAUUAUGAAAAGGACGGGGUGGCAGCCCAGCCUAGGGUGUGGAGGAAAUAUGACUUCCACUAUGACAAUGUGUUGUGGGCGUUUCUCACUCUCUUCACUGUUUCCACUGGAGAGGGCUGGCCCACGGUUUUGAAGCACUCUGUGGAUGCCACAUUUGAGGACCAGGGUCCCAGUCCGGGCUACCGCAUUGAGAUGUCCAUCUUCUAUGUGGUGUAUUUUGUGGUCUUCCCCUUCUUCUUCGUCAACAUUUUUGUGGCCUUGAUAAUCAUCACAUUCCAGGAACAGGGUGAUAAGGCCUUGUCAGAGUGCAGUUUGGAGAAAAAUGAGAGAGCCUGCAUUGACUUUGCUAUCAAUGCCAAGCCGCUGACCCGUUAUAUGCCACAGAACCAGCAGUCUUUUCAGUACCGUUUAUGGAAGUUCGUUGUCUCUCCACCAUUUGAGUACUCCAUCAUGAUCAUGAUCGCUCUCAACACUGUGGUGCUCAUGAUGAAGUUCUACAAGGCACCUGACUUUUACGAGGCGAUGCUGAAGUAUCUCAACAUUGUCUUCACUGCUCUGUUUUCAAUGGAGUGUGUUCUCAAGAUUAUUGCUUUUGGCCCCUUGAAUUACCUGAAAGAUGCCUGGAACGUGUUUGACUUUGUGACUGUGCUGGGGAGCAUCACUGACAUCUUAGUCACUGAGAUUAACGUAAGUGACCGUCUGCUGAACCUGAGCUUCCUGAGGCUCUUCAGAGCAGCCAGACUCAUCAAGCUCCUCCGACAGGGAUACACCAUCCGCAUCUUACUCUGGACAUUUGUCCAGUCUUUUAAGGCCCUGCCUUAUGUUUGCCUUCUAAUCGCCAUGCUGUUUUUCAUCUAUGCCAUCAUUGGAAUGCAGGUGUUUGGGAACAUUGAGCUGAAUGAAGACACUGCCAUCAAUCAUCACAACAACUUUCGCACUUUCCUCCAAGCGCUUAUGCUGCUGUUCAGGAGUGCAACUGGUGAGGCCUGGCAUGAGAUCAUGCUGUCCUGUCUGGGCAAACGCACCUGUGACGAGCGCUCAGGCACCCACGGAAAGGAGUGCGGCAGCAACUUUGCCUACUUCUACUUUGUCUCCUUCAUUUUCCUCUGCUCCUUCCUGAUGUUGAACCUGUUUGUGGCUGUCAUUAUGGACAAUUUUGAGUAUCUGACACGUGACUCCUCCAUUCUGGGCCCUCACCACCUGGAUGAGUUUAUCAGAGUGUGGGCGGAGUACGACCCGGCUGCAUGUGGCUGUAUCAAGUACCUCGAUAUGUAUGAGAUGCUGCUCCACAUGUCCCCACCUUUAGGUUUGGGAAAGAAAUGUCCUCCAAGAAUCGCCUACAAGCGGCUGGUGAAAAUGAAUAUGCCCAUUGCAGAUGACAACACUGUGCACUUCACCUCCACUCUGAUGGCUCUGAUCCGCACUGCCCUGGAGAUCAAACUGGCAUCAGGCAUGGUGGCCCAGCGUCUGUCAGAUGCUGAACUGAAGAAAGAGCUCGCUACAGUCUGGCCAAACCUGUCUCAGAAGACUAUGGACCUGCUGGUCACCCCACAUAAACGUAAACAUAUUAUGAAUCACCUACCAGGAAGUCUUUCUUACUUUUCCAAUGAGCUUACAGUGGGGAAGGUGUAUGCAGCUCUUAUGAUCUUUGACUAUUACAAGCAGAACAGAGCAAAAAGGCUUCAAAUACAGCAACAGCAGCAAAGAGAACAAACAGGACAUGGAUCUCAGAAUAAAGUCAGUGCUCUCUUAGAGCCGAUUCUUCCUCUAACCCACAUGCAAGAUCAGGCCAUGAACAGUGUGGAUUUUCCCUCAGAGUUUCAAGCUCAAAUCAGAUCCAGCUCCACCACACUCAACAACGGACGCACACAUCUUGACAACACAAUUAAAGGAUCUUCAUCCUGGGCCUCAGAGAAGUCCAGGGAGGUCCACAGGUCAAAACGACGGCCAAUCUCGAGAGGUCAAUCAGAAGAAGCUUCAAAUGCAAAUACUGCCCAGGAGUCAGUAGAAAUGAGGAAGAUGGACAACAGUGCCAACACAGCGACUGCUGCCGGUCUGGAGGGCCAAGGGCGUGCAGUAUCCAUGCCAAAACUCAACACAGAGAUGCAGAGGAGUCACUCUCGUCACUUUCCUGGGACUUUACUGGAACCUAUCCCUGAUUCCCCCAUGAGACGCUCUGCAUCCACUUUUGCCCCACAGCGCCCUCGGGAGGUCAAUCUGAAUGACUACAUUCUGGAGAAACCUGUUCAAGAACGACAUCAUCACCAUCGUCACAGAUGCCAUCAUCGCAGGGACAGAGAUAAGAAACAGAGGUCACUGGACAGGUCACCAACUGGCCAACACAAAACUACAGGCACAGCAGCUGACCCCAUAGAGGAGAGGGUGCAUGACCGGGGUCGUUCCCAUGAGAGGAGGCACCAUUCGUCAUCCGCAGAGAAGCAGCGGUAUUACUCUUGUGAUCGCUACGGCAGCCGGGAGCACUGCAACAGCAAGUCUGCCGUGGCUAGCUGUGUCACCUCGCCCAGCGCGACCCAGGAGGCGAAUCUCAACAAGCAGGGCAGUGGGUGGGCUAAGGGGAGCCCGGUGUUGUUGACCUCAGAGGCGAGCACUCCAAGCCGCGGGCGCAGACAGCUCCCCCAGACCCCCCUUACUCCUCGUCCCUCCGUGGCCUACAGGACUGCCAACUCCUCCCCUGUGCACAUUCUGGGUGCUCAGGCUGGCUUGCCUCUCCCGAGUCUUGGCAGGCUAAGCCGCGGUUUGUCUGAGCACAACAGCCUCUUACACAGCGGCUCCAUCUCCAGCUCGCUGGCCCCCGUCAGUCGCAUUAACUCAGAACCCUUCCUGGGGCCCCCGGACCACCCUGCUGGCCAGCGCUGCUGCCUUCAGCCCGAAGCCUUUGCUGUCUUCCAAGAGGAUCUGAGCCCUCAGAUAGGCCGGUCUCCCAGGACUGUAGGGAUACCGAUUGUGGCUAUUCCCCCACCUCCCCAACAGCAGUUCCAUGGGUUGCCCAACGGAUAUCACUUCACCACGGGCACCAGUGCCAGCAGAGGCAGGGCAUGGCAGUACUACCCAGAGGCAGAGAAGAAUGACUGGUGCUAGCAUGGCUUUAAGUUACACACAUACUGUACAGGUUCUGAUGAUGUUUUGAUGCUUUUGAUGAGCUAUAUCUUUUAUAGAUAAUAUCUCUAAUUUUGUUAAAUGCUGUACUACAUGUUAGUGGACAUGUAUUUGUUUUGGAAUGUCCAGGUAAUAUAAAAUGUACACAAAUCAGCAGAUAUGAGAUACAAAAGAAGAAACCUACUUAACUUUAAAGGAAUAGUUCACCCAAUAAUGAACAUUCUGUCAUCAUUUACUCAUUCUCAUGAUUUUUCCAAACCCAUAUGACUUUCUUUCUUUUGUGGAACACAAAAGGAUUUUAGGCAGUUUGUUAGUCUCAGUCACCAUUCACUUUCAUUGCCACUUUUUCCAUACAAUGAAAGUAAAUGCUGACUGAGCCGGCCUGCCUAAUCUAAUGUCUCCUUUUGUGUUCCAUGAAAGAAAGAGAAUGGAACAACAUGAGGGUGAGUAAAUGAUGACAGAUGUUUCAUUUUUGGGUGUCUAUCCUUUUAAUGUAUUUCAGUCAGGCUACAUUGUUAGGUGGGUGAGGUUCAACAAUUCUCGUCUCUUCGCAAAUACUUGACAGUUCACGAUGUGAAAACACAGGCUCUCUUAAUCCUCUGCCAUGGUGAAGGAAACAGUAGUCCUCAAAUGCUAAAAUAUGCUUAUGUAAUCUGGGAAAAGAGUGACCCAUGUAACUCCAGUGCUUCUAAUGUAGACAGCAAUUGGCAUCUGGCCAGUUUCUUUCAAAGCCAGUCUCUGAGCUCCACUCUAAAUGCACAUUUUCCCAUGAAAAUGAAGUCUUGACAUUAUAUAUGUGGCUUUUUCAAGGUAAACCCCUUACAGAAGUGACUAGAAACACAAGCAACAUUCUAAACAAACAUGUUUAUUUUCAAAAAUGCAAAAUAGCAGUGCUGCCCUUUUUUUUUUUUUUUUUUUCAAAAGGCUGGUUCACACUGGUCCAACAAACAUAAACAAAAUCCAACAUUUCAAACAUUCUGUUGGCUGUUGGAUUUCGGCCACAUCCACACUAAUACAUUUUCCAUUGAAACCAUUUUCAGUUUCCUAACAUAAUUGUUUUCCAAAGUAUGCAGUGGCAGGGAGUGUUUUCAAAAGUCUCAGUUUUUGAUCAAGGAAAACACCGUCCCAGUGUAGAUGAGAGGCCUAAAAUGAGAGUUGAUUUAUUAACCAAAAAUGUAUUAGUGUGGACGUGACUUUAAAAUGUUGGGAAGCAUAACUGUCAUUGUCACACUGCCUCAACAAACACCAACAGGGAACACACUAAUAAAACAAAACCCAACAACUGUGUUUGUUGGUGUUUGUAGGAGUUUGUUGAGGCAGUGUGAACUACCCUUAGGAGAACUGACCAUGCUGACAGAUCUGUAGCCCCCUGAACAGUAUACAGUACACAUACCCCACAUGUCCCACCUGAUUUAUUUCACACUGUAAGCAGAUUGUUCAUUAUGCUGCUGUUAACAAUUCCUAGCACAUAUUACUAUGUGUGAAAUCUUUAAAAAAACAAAAACAAUGUACAAUUGUUGUAGAUAUUUUAUCUAUUCAUUCUGUGCUUUUUUGUAUUGUAAAGAUUAACUGUUUUACGCAAAUGGCUUAUGGCUUCACCAUACUGUCAGGUCUUACAGUUCAUAUCGACUGCUCCAGAUGUUAUUACCAAGUGCCUAACCUUUUGAAUACAUUGUAGUAGUGAUGCAACCUUAGCCUUUUUUAGUACAUCAACAUGUGAGAGCGUGAGAGAGUGAACUGAACAAGCCCUAAAAGGGUUAAAUAGAACUACAAGGUGUUACGAUCGCAGGCCUUAAUCAGAAGCAAAGAAUACAGUACCUUUGAUUUCACAUUUGGUUUUGAAUGGAUAGGACAGUAUGAUUGUUUUUGUUUUUUAAAUUCUUGUCUCCUUGAAUGACGUUUUUGUACAUUUUUAGUACUUGAUGAAAUGUUGAAAAUUCCAUUUCCAAAAGCAUAUAUUAGUAUGGAAUACCUAAAAAAAAAAAACUGCAGUAGUUGUAUAUUUGUCCAGGUGGGACUUUAUAACCACAGUUAUAAAAUUGCAUGUAAAAAAAAAGUCUUCAACUUGAUUGACCAUGGUUACGAAACUAUGAUGUAUAUUUAUGAUGUAUAUUUCCUGUCCUGAUGAAGAUGCUCAGCCGAGAGUACUGUACAUUGCUAUUUGCCUUCUCGGUUUGAUCUUUUAUGGUUAGAUGCAAAGACAGAACUGACACAAAGGUGUGUGUGCUUGACUUGUGUUUCAGGUUCUCUGAUAUGAGUGUGUUGUGUUGAGUCAAAGUCCUGGCAACAGUACAGUGGACUGGUCUGUGUUAAGGUUAAACUUUCCCCCUCAUGGCACUCCUCCAAGCACCCUGAGAAACCCACAAACACACUCACUGCUUUCAUUCUACCGCCAUUCCCCAUCUGCUAGCUGUAUAGAAAUAUGGUCGGCUCCCUUUUAUCACACUGGUAAAAUGAGAGGAAUAUUAGCUGUGUUAACCACUGAAUGGAGAAGGUGUGGUGGUCUGAGGGCAAAAAAACAACAACAACAAAAAAACUGCUGUAUUGGGACGCUGUUGUGUUUUAAUGGUGGCAAUUGAAAAGUAAUUCAUAGAAUAAGAGAGACUUAAAUGAAUAGUUCACCCAUAAAUGAAAAUUCUUUCAUUACUAACCCUAAUUGAUGACAGAAUUGUCACUGUUGGGUGAACUAUCCCUUGAAGUUGCCAUGGGCAAUAGGUCCAGUAUCAUUCAAAAUAAGUUCCACAUUAACAGAGUUUUGAGCUCCAGUCUACAUGCUGAUCUCUCUAUGUGAUGAAGAAUACUGUUGAAGUUUGGAGAGUUAAUAGGCUAAUCAGGUGAUUCCAUGGCCACUGAUGUAUCAGGGCUAUGUUGAAGGUGAUUGCUCCCCCUUUUUUUUUUUUUUUUUUUUUGGUUUAUGUAGGGCUAUGCAACAAGAUGACACUUUGAAAAUGUAUUUAAUUUAUUUCGUAGCUUUACCUGCUGUGAAAUCCAGAUUCAGGCUUUAGCAUGAUAGUGACCAAAUCUUUUCUAUAAAAAAAGUAAAAAAAAAAAAAAAACUAUGAAAAGGUAUAUUUUAGAAUGUAUAAAGGCACAAUGAAUAAAAAGCAGAAAUCUGUCAAAUAUCUAUAUAUUAAAAGAAAAACUACAAGUUUCUUUAUGUGCAUGCAUCAGAGAUAACCAGUUUGUCGUCGUCGUGGUGUUUGGGGGGGGGUGUCGUCGUCAAAUCAAGAGUCUGAAAACUGAUAUUUUUCUACACACUCUAUGAGGCUGAAGAAUACCGAGGUUAUAGGUUGUACUGAAAUUUUUCAGAUAUUGUUAUGAUUGUUGCAUAGUUAAAUUGUAACUAUGGAACAAAUCUUAUCACACCUAGCACAUCAAUUAUUAUCCUUCGGCAUGUUUCCAUAGUGGAUCUAGACUGUGGUUCAAUCACUAAAGUCAUUUCUUCAGAUACUCUUUGAUUUGAAGAAAAAAAAAAAAAAAAAAACAUAUUUAGCCACUGGAUCAUUUAUAAUUUAUUGCCAAAAUCUGAAUUGCUCUGUUCUCCCUGAACAUCAACCAGGCUUAAAUGUUGUGGUUUUCCUUGGAAGGAUUAAUGUUUGCAUGGUCUUAAAAUGCAUGUGCAUGAUGAAAUAACCAUUGUUUAUCUUCGUACUUUUUGAUACAAUGUAUUCUUUUUUGUUUUGUUUGAUAUUUUUAAAUGACCUUUGAUAUGAAUUAGGGAAUUUGUUGAAACAAAAACAUAAAAGAAAAAAACAUUUAUAAAUAAAAGAAAACAGUAUUGAUAUAUGUUGAAUGCCCUGUUCAUGCAUAAGAGCUGACAUAUCCUUUCUUUGGAUUCUGCUAAUGACUUGUUUGUAGCCUGAUUUCUGUUCCAUGGCCAGACUUUGAAAUCUGCAGUUGUUUCUACUAUAACAUUUUGUA
Molecule: messenger RNA, 10977 nt
Organism: Myxocyprinus asiaticus (Chinese sucker)
Lineage: Eukaryota; Metazoa; Chordata; Actinopteri; Cypriniformes; Catostomidae
Product: voltage-dependent N-type calcium channel subunit alpha-1B-like
Exons: 48
Coding region: 1-7038 (2345 amino acids)
Biological process (GO): chemical synaptic transmission; calcium ion import across plasma membrane
Cellular component (GO): voltage-gated calcium channel complex; neuronal cell body; membrane
Molecular function (GO): high voltage-gated calcium channel activity
Source: RefSeq, a predicted model, not a curated record